GACCGCAAACGUAGUCUUUCUAAGAAACAUUUUGUGAAUCUUUAUAACGAAAAAAAAAGGAUUGUUUAUAUGGCGGAAUUGAAGGACGAACGUGGAAACCCAAUCCAUCUAACCGAUGCACAUGGAAACCCGGUUCAGCUCACUGAUGAGUUCGGUAACCCCAUGCACAUAACCGGGGUCGCAAGCACUACUCCUCAUUAUAAAGAGAGUGUUACUGCCGACAUUGCAGAGCUUCCACCUGUGACCACCGCUCCAGCAACAGCAGCAGGAGGACUCGCCGGUGCAACUGCAGCCACAGCAGCAGGAGUCACUGCUGGUACCGGUGCAACUGCGGCAGGGCAGCAACACCAUGGCUCGCUUGAAGAGCACCUUCGUCGAUCCGGAAGUUCAUCCAGCUCUAGCUCGGAGGACGAUGGACAAGGAGGGAGGAGGAAGAAGAGUAUAAAAGAGAAAAUCAAAGAGAAGUUUAGUAGCGGUAAGCACAAGGACGAACAAACAGCCACCACAGCCACAACCACUGGACCCACCACCACCACCACAACAACCACCGGAACCGCCGUUGAUCAACCACAUGAGAAGAAGGGUAUUCUCGAGAAGAUUAAGGAUAAACUUCCCGGCCACCACAACCACCCAUGAACAUUAUAUAAAGUUUGUUUCGAUUUCACGAAUAAAUCCUUGCACGAAUGUAUGGCUUUACUUUUAUCAAUUAUGUCUUAUUAGUAGUGUGGUUUACUCGAUUCUAGUUUUUAAUUAGUGGGGUUUGUAUCGUAGUUUCGUGCUUCUUGUCUUAUAUUUAUAUAAGAAAUAGAAUUGAUUAUUAUGGCAAUGUCGUUUAUCUUCAUCAAAAAAACUACCGAUGAGUUCACAGAAGUACACAAAUAAAGAUUUCUAAGAUUUUCA
Thlaspi arvense is the source of this 900-nucleotide messenger RNA. The record is from the annotation of a GenBank genome assembly. NCBI's taxonomy places the organism in Eukaryota, Viridiplantae, Streptophyta, Magnoliopsida, Brassicales, Brassicaceae.